AUGGAGGCAGAUGAGACGCACCCAGGGGCCGAGGUCCUGCGCGAGGCGCCCACUAUGGGCGGGGAGCGGAGAGGAGGAAUGGAGCUGCGAAGGGAGAAUGGAGCUGCCCUGCGCACCCGCCUCUCCCGGCUCCACCGAAGUUCACCCCCUCCCGCCUCCCGCCGAGGCCUGGCCCCCGGAGGCCCAGCCACCCGGGCCGCGGGGCCGGGGAGGAGCGGCUGCUGGCGGCAGAAAGGCAGGGCGCAGGCCGCUCCCGGAAGCCACGUGCGCUCCGGGGAGGCGGAGCUGGGUGCAGCAGUGCAGCCAGACUCUCCAGGGGCCUCUUUCUGCGCGCUGGGGAGAAAACCUCUGAAACAGCACUUGCUUCGGGUGGCCAGCGUGAGCGUGCAGCUGGAGAUGAAGGCACUGUGGGACGAGUUCAACCAGCUGGGCACCGAGAUGAUCGUCACCAAGGCCGGCAGGCGCAUGUUCCCCACCUUCCAAGUGAAGCUCUUCGGCAUGGACCCCAUGGCCGACUACAUGCUUCUCAUGGACUUUGUGCCCGUGGACGACAAGCGCUACCGGUACGCCUUCCACAGCUCAUCCUGGCUGGUGGCCGGGAAGGCAGACCCCGCCACACCCGGCCGUGUACACUACCACCCCGACUCACCGGCCAAGGGGGCACAGUGGAUGAAGCAAAUCGUCUCCUUCGACAAGCUGAAGCUGACUAACAACCUGCUGGACGACAAUGGCCAUAUUAUUCUCAACUCCAUGCACAGAUACCAGCCACGCUUCCACGUGGUCUACGUGGACCCGCGCAAAGACAGCGAGAAAUACGCCGAGGAGAACUUCAAAACCUUUGUGUUUGAGGAGACACGCUUCACUGCGGUCACUGCCUACCAGAACCACCGGAUUACCCAGCUCAAGAUCGCCAGUAACCCUUUCGCCAAAGGUUUCCGAGACUGCGACCCCGAGGACUGGCCCCGGAACCAUCGGCCCGGCGCACUGCCGCUCAUGAGCGCCUUUGCGCGCUCGCGGAACCCCGUGGCCUCCCCCACACAGCCCAACGGCGCGGAGAAAGACGCGGCCGAGGCCCGGCGAGAAUUCGAGCGCGACGCGGGCGGCCCGGCCGUGCUCGGGGACCCGGCGCACCCGCCGCAGCUGCUGGCGCGGGUGCUGAGCCCCGCGCUGCCCGGGUCCGGCGUCCCGCUGCCCGGCGCGCCCGGAGGCCGGCCCAGCCCCCCGCACCCCGAGCUGCGCCUGGAGGCGCCCGGCGCGUCGGAGCCGCUGCACCACCACCCCUACAAGUACCCGGCCACCGCCUACGACCACUACCUCGGGGCCAAAAGCCGGCCAGCGCCCUACCCGCUGCCGGGCCUGCGCGGCCACGGGUUCCACGCGCACGCGCACCCGCACGCGCAUCCGCACCACCACCCCGCCGUGAGCCCCGCAGCCGCCGCCGCCGCCGCGGCGGCGGCGGCUGCCGCCAGCAUGUACUCAUCGGCCGGGGCCGCGCCGCCCGGCUCUUACGACUACUGCCCCAGAUAAUGUGGGCGUUCGCCUGGGAGUCCGGUCCACCCAGCCCGGGGCCACCGCAGGCCCCCUUCCCGGGCCUCCAAGCCGUGGGGCCUCCGUCCGCCAGCCCCAGAGCUGUCCAAGGACCUGGUUCCCUGGCCCCAGGGCCACCGCGGGUCCCUCCUCGGCCCCGAGGGCCCCGGGUUCGCACAGCCAGUGCCAAAGUGCGCGGUUCGCGCCGGAAGGAAGUGAUAUUUAUUGUUCUCCGCGAGACCGCGACGUCCCCCGGCCCGGCUGGCAGUUGCAGUGUAGACGACCCGAGAACCCGUCUGCAGGCGGUGUAGAUACUUGUAGAUAUUUGUAGAUAACUGUAGAUACCGCGCCGGCGCCGCCUUGAUAAACGGUUUCGCCUCUUUUGGAA
Molecule: messenger RNA, 1915 nt
Organism: Delphinapterus leucas (beluga whale)
Lineage: Eukaryota; Metazoa; Chordata; Mammalia; Artiodactyla; Monodontidae
Gene: TBX1
Product: T-box transcription factor 1
Biological process (GO): regulation of transcription by RNA polymerase II; positive regulation of DNA-templated transcription; cell fate specification
Cellular component (GO): nucleus; chromatin
Molecular function (GO): DNA-binding transcription factor activity, RNA polymerase II-specific; RNA polymerase II cis-regulatory region sequence-specific DNA binding
Source: RefSeq, a predicted model, not a curated record